AUGAAGCUCGUGAGAUUUUUGAUGAAACUGAAUAACGAGAGCGUGACCAUUGAGCUCAAGAACGGCACGGUCGUGCAUGGAACGGUCACAGGUGUGGAUGUCCAGAUGAAUACGCACCUCAAAGCGGUCAAGAUGACCGUGCGUGGUGGUGAGCCCAUGUCCCUGGAUACGCUCUCGAUUCGUGGUAACAAUACGCGGUACUGGAUCCUGCCGGAUGCCCUGCCGCUUGAUACCUUGCUUGUGGACGAUGCGCCGCGUCCCAAAGGCAAGCGAAGAGACGACGCGUCGGCGCGCGGCCGCGCCGACCGGGGUCGCGGUGGCCGCGGUGGCCGCGGCCGCGGCCGCCCCUGA
Malassezia restricta is the source of this 351-nucleotide messenger RNA. Its product is annotated as small nuclear ribonucleoprotein D1. Gene Ontology annotation, biological process: spliceosomal snRNP assembly; RNA processing. Gene Ontology annotation, molecular function: RNA binding. The transcript is spliced from 3 exons. The record is from RefSeq and is a predicted model, not a curated record. Bases 1 to 351 code for a protein of 116 amino acids. Lineage: Eukaryota; Fungi; Basidiomycota; Malasseziomycetes; Malasseziales; Malasseziaceae. Gene Ontology annotation, cellular component: pICln-Sm protein complex; U2 snRNP; spliceosomal tri-snRNP complex.